Molecule: messenger RNA, 1680 nt
Organism: Rhinichthys klamathensis goyatoka
Lineage: Eukaryota; Metazoa; Chordata; Actinopteri; Cypriniformes; Leuciscidae
Gene: il1rl1
Product: interleukin 1 receptor-like 1
Exons: 10
Coding region: 3-1625 (540 amino acids)
Biological process (GO): signal transduction
Source: RefSeq, a predicted model, not a curated record
UGAUGAUGAUGAUGAUGAUGAUGAUUUUGCUCCUGACGGAAUCUGUCUUGGUCUCUUAUCAAUCCAACUCCACAGUUCAGUGUGAACUAAUGGGCAAUAGGAAAUCAGUGAGAGUGAGAGCUGGAGAAUCCCUGUAUUUCCCCUGCCCGAAUGCAGUCUGCUAUGAAGACACUGAAGGCACCUCGUACGAUUGGUUGAAAAACCUCAGCAGAACGAAUCAGAUUGAGCGGAUCGGGACGGAGGAGAGUGAGCGUGUGCAUUACCACCAGUCUGCAUUAUACAUACUUUGGUUGACCCCGGACGACACGGGACGCUACAUCACACGCUGGUGGUAUGAAAAGGACAAAUGUGAUGAAUAUGAAACUGAUAUUGUGGUUUAUGAGGAGUUCCACACAGAUCUCUUGUACUUCACCCCGCCAGAAGAAAAGGCGUCAGCAAUCUAUUGUCCAGUGUGUGAAAAACAGCAGGCCGCGUUCAUCUGGUAUAAGAAUUUCUCUCUUAUUCCAAACCAAGAGUCUAAAAAUGUUUUACGUAUCCGUAACUCUUCGAAAGAAAGCAAGGGUAUUUACACCUGCGUUUGCACCUGGGAGCACAACGGGUUAAAACACAACACCUCUGGACAUCGCAGACUGAUCAUUAAAGAUCAGUCCGCCAACAAUCCUCCAGUGUUUCAACUUCCCGUCAACAACUCCAUCGUCAUCACUGAUGUGGGCACAGAACUGAUCCUCGUAUGUUCUGUCGUCUUCGUGUGUGAUGGGUGUCCUGUUCGCUGGGAAAGGAAUGAAACCACACUGAGUGAGGAGGAUGGAUAUAAGCAGGAAAACAGAAUUAAAGAUGGCAGCGUUCAGUUAUUUUUGAAUAUUACUAAAGUUUCUGAGUUGGACCUCCUUUCUGAGUUUCGCUGCACAACUGAAGACUCCUAUAGAGUGAUGUUUGUAUCAAUCACUUUGAAAAGUCGAGCUUCAAUGCUCGCUGUGAUUCUGGCUUGCAUUUGCACAUUUCUUCUCGUCCUGGUGCUAAGCGUAAUAGUGAAGUGGUUUUCAUUGGAUCUGGUGCUGUUUUUAAGGGAAAUUUCCAUCAAGUUCAACAGGAAAGAGGAUGGGAAGCUGUAUGAUGCUUAUGUGAUUUACCAGAGAAACAACUCGGAUGAAACGACAAGCAAAACUGUGAGUGACUUUGUCAAUGGAUCUCUUCUAACAGUGCUGGAGAGCUACUGUGGCUUUAAACUUUUUAUUCACGGCAGAGACGACCUACCUGGGGAAGAUUGCAUGAACCUGAUUGAAACUAAGAUACAGCUUAGUCGGAGGCUUAUCAUCAUUUUAACACCAGGAACAAGUAGCAUAUCUCCUGAAGCUUAUGAUCUGCAAGUGGGGCUCCAUCAGGCUCUGGUACAAGGAGAAACCGGUGUGAUUCUCAUCCAGCUGGGAGAGAUGCAAGACUACACACAUCUGCCUCUCGGACUGCAACAUCUCCUCUGCAAGAAUAAUCCUUUACUGUGGAGAGACGGCCAAUCCUCACCAACCUCGAAGUUCUGGAAGAGAGUGCGAUAUAGGAUGCCUGUUGCCUCAUCCCGUCAGAGGAGUUCGGAAAAAAGAUCACUCGAAUGUCCGAGUUUACCAGUUUAAAUCAAGACAUGCUUUUUAGGUUCAGGAUUCACAAGCAUUUUCUUAAGGAAGAAGU